CGCCGCAUACCCGACGCGCUCUCGCCCCGGCGCUGGAAAUGAAGAGAGCGUGCACGCUGUCCCUCUGGCUCUGGAUCGGCAUCGUCUCGGAAGCAGAUUUAGUGAGUGGCUAUUCUAUGACCCCACCCACUCUCAGCAUCACAGAAGAGGAAUACGUGAUCAACGCCAAAGAUACAUUGAAUAUUACUUGCAGAGGACAGCAUCCCCUGGAGUGGUCGUGGCCUGGAAGCAAAGAAGACACUGUCCAGACCGGAAAGGAGAGCGAUUCAGUGGUGUUGGUGAGUCUCAACGGUAUCCGAACAGUCAAGGAAGAGGAUUGUGAGGGCACUGACACAAAGCCCUACUGCAAGACCUUGACACUGACAGGGACUCAGGCUAACAACACGGGCUACUACCGCUGUUACUACAAGUACAUCAACGCCAAAAUCGAGGGCACCACUGCAGUCAGCACCUAUGUGUUUGUGAGAGAUUUUGAGCAGCCGUUUAUCAAUAAACCAGAGACUCUUCUUAUCUACAAGAAGGAGAAUAUUUGCGUCCCAUGCCUGGUAUCCAUCCCGGACCUUAACAUCACGUUGCUCUCGACAACUUCUCCCAUCUACCCAGAUGGGAAGAGCAUUCUCUGGGACAACAAAAGAGGAAUGUUGGUUCCUACCCUACUGAUCAAGGAGUCUUUGUUUGUUCAGUGUGAAACUCUCAUUGAUAAGAAGAACUUCAAAUCCAGCUUCUUCCUUGUCCACAUUGCAGGAAAUGAACUUUAUGACAUUCAGCUGUCUCCAAGGAAAGCCAUGGAGCUGCUAGUGGGAGAAAAACUAGUUCUCAACUGCACAGUAUGGGCUGAGUUUAAUUCGGGAGUUGAUUUCCAGUGGGACUACCCUGCGAAAGAGAUGAAUCGGAAAGUCAUAGAACUGCCCGAGAGGCGCUCCCAGCAGACACACACUGAGCUGUCCAGCAUCCUGAUCAUCCAAAAUGUGAGCCAACAAGACCUGGGAAAAUAUACGUGCAAGGCUAGCAAUGGGGAGCAGGACUUGAAGGAGAGCAUAGAUGUCAUCGUACAUGAGAAGCCCUUCAUCAACGUGGAGUGGAGAAAGGGUCCAGUGAUUGAAGCGACAGCAGGAGAUGAAGUUGUGAAGCUGCCGGUGAAAGUGGUUGCAUACCCCCAGCCUGACUUCCAGUGGUUUAAGGAUGGAAGGUUAAUAUCCAACAGACAAUCUCAAUAUUCCCUGCAGAUCAAGGAUGUGGUAGAGCAGAACGCUGGCUUUUAUACAUUAGUUCUGAGGAAUGGGCCAGCUGGACUGGAGAAGAGCAUUCAUCUCCAGCUGGUGGUCAAUGUUCCUCCGCAAAUCCAUGAGAAAGAAGCAUCUUCACCAAAUAUUUAUUCUCGUAACAGCCGGCAGCUACUCACCUGCACUGUCUAUGGCAUUCCAGCACCAGAAAAGAUCCAGUGGCAAUGGAGGCCUUGGACACCCUGCCGGAUGUUCCCCCGGCACAGUCUUAGCCGUCGGAGGGCUGUACGACGGCAUCAGCGGGACCGGAUGCCCGAGUGUAAGGACUGGAAGGAUGUGUCGCAGCUGGAUGCUGUGAACCCCAUUGAGAGCAUUGACACCUGGACAGAGUUUGUGGAAGGAAGGAACAAGACGGUCAGCAAUUUGAUCAUCCAAGAAGCCAACGUUUCUGUCAUGUACAAGUGUGUAGCCUCCAACAAAGUUGGUCGUGAUGAACGGCUGAUCUAUUUCUAUGUAACUACCAUCCCAAAUGGGUUUGAAAUUGAGUCACAGCCUUCAGAGGAGCCCAUUGAGGGACAAGACCUGAGGCUAAGCUGCAAUGCUGAUAAUUAUACCUACGAGAACCUACAGUGGUACCGGCUUAAUCUCUCCACACUGCAUGAUGAAGAGGGAAACCCCCUGGUCCUGGAUUGCAAAAAUGUCCACCACUAUGCCACUAAGAUGCAAGGCGAGCUGCAUUUCAAACCCAACUCCAAUUAUGCUGCUUUGACACUUACCAUCCCAAAUAUCUCACUAGAAGAUGAAGGAGACUACGUGUGUGAAGUGCAAAACAGGGAGAACAGCGAGAAACACUGCCACAAAAGAUACAUCUCUGUGCAUGCUCUAGAAGUCCCCAGGUUGAAGCAGAACCUGUCAAACAUCUUGGUGAACGUGAGCGAUUCCAUAGAGAUGCGCUGCAAAGUGGACGGAACAUACGUUCCGAACAUCAACUGGUACAAGGAUGAGAAGCUUGUAGAAGAGGUCUCAGGGAUUGACCUGGCAGAUUCCAAUCAGAGGCUGAGUAUCCAGAGGGUGAGAGAAGAGGAUGCUGGGCUUUACCUGUGUAGCGUCUGCAAUGCCAAGGGUUGUGUGAACUCCUCCGCCAGUGUCUCUGUAGAAGGCUCAGAUGACAGGACCAAUGUGGAGAUUGUGAUCUUAAUUGGGACAGGUGUCAUUGCCAUCUUCUUCUGGAUUCUCUUGAUCCUCAUCUUCUGUAACAUUAAGAGACCUGCUCAUGCUGACAUCAAGACUGGGUACCUUUCUAUUAUCAUGGACCCAGGUGAAGUUCCCUUGGAAGACCAAUGUGAAUACCUGCCCUACGACUCGAGCAAAUGGGAAUUCCCUCGCGAACGGCUUCGACUAGGUAAAGUCCUGGGUCAUGGGGCCUUUGGAAAAGUGAUGGAAGCCUCUGCAUUUGGAAUUAAUAAGAGCAACAGCUGUGAGACCGUGGCAGUUAAAAUGCUCAAAGAGGGAGCUACUGCAAGUGAGCACAAGGCACUCAUGUCAGAGUUGAAGAUCCUCAUCCACAUUGGAAACCAUCUGAACGUGGUUAACCUGCUGGGUGCCUGCACCAAACCCAAUGGUCCCCUCAUGGUUAUUGUUGAAUUCUGCAAAUAUGGGAACCUCUCCAAUUACCUGCGGACCAAACGGGAAGGAUUCAGUCCUUACAGGGAAAAAUCCCCUAGGUUGCGCAUCCAAGUUCGUUCCAUCGUGGAAGCUGUCCGAGCAGACAGGAGGAGCCGGUCUUGUACCAGCGACAGUGCAAUUCUUAAUAGACUUCUGAUGCACAAGAGCCAGACAGCAGCACCACCGCCACCUCUUAUACAAGAAGUGGAUGAUUUGUGGCAAAGCCCUCUGACGAUGGAAGAUCUGAUCUGCUACAGCUUCCAGGUGGCCCGUGGCAUGGAGUUUCUAGCUUCCAGAAAGUGCAUCCACAGAGACCUGGCAGCUCGCAACAUCUUACUGUCAGAAAACAAUGUGGUGAAGAUCUGUGAUUUUGGCUUGGCUCGGGAUAUCUACAAGGAUCCUGACUACGUCAGGAAGGGCAGUGCCCGCCUCCCACUAAAGUGGAUGGCCCCAGAAAGCAUCUUUGACAAAGUCUACACCACCCAGAGUGAUGUCUGGUCAUUUGGAGUCCUCCUGUGGGAAAUAUUCUCUCUAGGUGCUUCCCCAUACCCUGGUGUCCAGAUCAAUGAGGAAUUUUGCCAGAGACUGAAAGAUGGCACCAGGAUGAGAGCUCCAGAAUAUGCCACUGCAGAAAUUUACCGUAUAAUGCUGAGUUGUUGGUAUGGCGAUCCCAAGGAGAGACCAACAUUCUCGGACUUGGUGGAGAUCCUGGGGGACCUUCUUCAGGAGAAUGUCCAGCACGAGGGGAAGGAUUACAUCCCACUGAAUGACUCUCAGAGCUCUGAAGACGACGGCUUCUCCCAGGUGGCCUCUUCUGUCCAGCAGAACUCUGAUGAAGAGGAAUUUGAUGUGAGGAUACACUGCCACAAUAUAGCAGCACGAUACUACAACUGCGUGUCUUUCCCUGGCUGUUUGACUGGUGGGAAUCAGAUCAGGUGUCCAUCCAGAAUAAAGACUUUUGAAGAAUUUCCUAUGACACAAACCAUGUAUAAAGCACAUCCGGAUAAUCAGACAGACAGUGGGAUGGUUCUGGCGUCUGAGGAGUUUGAGAGGAUAGAAAAUAGACACAGAAAAGAAGGUGCAUUCAGCAGUAAAGGAUCCAGUCGAAAGGCAGACUCCGUAGCGGAUCACUCAGAUCUGAGGGCCAGGUGUCGGCCAUCCUAUCACUCCCAGCUCCGAGGCCAGACUUUUUACAACAGUGAAUACGGGGAACUGUCGGAACAGUCGGAGGAAGGCAGCUGCACUCCACCCACCGAGGGCGCCAGCCCCUCCCUCCUUCAUGCCUCGUUCUUUUCAGAUCAGUACUGAAAGGGAGGGCAGGUUGUGGAGACACCACACCGAGAAGCACCCUUCUCCCUUUGUGCAGCAUUGUCCCAGUUCAGUGGAGCCCACAUAACCUUCAUCCUAGAAGACAACCACGCUAGGGAGCCCCUACGGAGCAGAUGGAGAACUCCUUGUAUUAAAAGACGGGUGCCGAGCAUUUUGACGCAAGACACAAUUCUUGCAUUUGGCAUGAGCACAAAUCCUUGAUCUGAUGCUGGUUGGCGUUGUGGGGGUUGUUUUUUAUUAGAUCUCAGAUGCCAUUCUCUGGGUGAAAUAGAACUGCCCUGUAUGUCUGUGUCGAGAGCUGCAGCCACCACCCAGUAUUCAGCCUCCAUUCAAAUAGUUUGCCGUAAUACGCUUUAUUUCAGGUCAGAUAAAAAUAGAUGUGUCUUAGCUGAGUUUCUUCCUAAUAUGCAGCUUUAUUUGUUUCUGCUCUCAUUUCAACUCAACUAGGAAAAAAAGGGAAUCCAAUGGAUGGAUUUGGGCAACGGAAGAGCAGCAGUAUUUCCACACUUGGGAGCCCUGCUUCACUUGACAUAGACAUUUCCUGCAGGCACAUCAGUACACAUCAAUAUAUUACAUGCUUAAUUCUUGUAUGGUCUCACAUGUUUCAUUUUUGUUAGACACCAAGAUAAUCCCAGCCUUCUAUAGCUUUUAUGCACCAUUAUUUUUCACACAGCUGUGCUGACAUCACUCGCUGCUCCAGGACAAAAAAGAGCCACUUCAUCUGUGUUGUUAGAGAAUCUGACAGUAACUAAUUGUAACAGGGAGAGGUAGAGAAGUAUGUGACUUCUAAGGGUAUCAUCAGACAAGUGUUUUAUUGCAUGCUCGUUGCUGGGCACUCAUGGAUUUUCAUGGCUCCUAUUCAUGACAUCGUCUGCAUCCCACCGCGUCCUGCCCCUUCUAGCCUUCUUUACAUGACAAAAAGAGACCCUAGUAAAUCCAAAUUAUUUUUGAGAUGAAACUUGCCGCUAUCUCCUGCUGUGUGCAGGAGA
Elgaria multicarinata webbii is the source of this 5206-nucleotide messenger RNA. It is a transcript of the gene FLT4, whose product is annotated as fms related receptor tyrosine kinase 4. The coding region runs from base 39 to 4196 and encodes 1385 amino acids. The record is from RefSeq and is a predicted model, not a curated record. Gene Ontology annotation, biological process: vascular endothelial growth factor receptor signaling pathway; protein phosphorylation; positive regulation of cell migration. The transcript has 30 exons. NCBI's taxonomy places the organism in Eukaryota, Metazoa, Chordata, Lepidosauria, Squamata, Anguidae. Gene Ontology annotation, molecular function: ATP binding; growth factor binding; transmembrane receptor protein tyrosine kinase activity. Gene Ontology annotation, cellular component: signaling receptor complex; plasma membrane.